GGCUUCUGCGGACGCGACGGCGCGGCCGGGCGAGGUUUAAGUCGGCGCCCGUGCGAAGCGGGGAUGGCCUGAUCUCCGCACGGCAACGAUGUGUCGCCUGGAUAAGCUGGACACCAGCAGCUCCCAGAAACUCUUGAUGAAAACAGGACUCAUCCUGAUAGUCAUUGGUCACCUGAACUUCAUUACGGGAGCCCUGGUCAAUGGGACGGUGUUGCGCCACAUCGCCAACCCUCAAGAUACCAUUUCGGUGCAGUAUGCCAUCUCCAACAUCAUUUCGGCCAUCUCCGCCAUUUUGACGAUAUCCUGUGGGAUAGCAGCAAUUGUGCUUUCCAGAUACGUAUCCCAGAAACCACUGGGAUGGGCGGUUUUCUCCCUCAGCAUCAGCAGCACCCUCCUCUCACUCUUCUGUUCGGUGGGGCUGGCAGUUGCCAUUGGCCUGACCUUUGCCAACAAGGGCCAUGCCCUCCUGGCCCUGUGUACCUUUGCUGACAUGGAGCUCAUCCAGAUUGCCCACGAGUGUCCCUUCGAUCCCACACGGAUCUAUAGUUCUGCCCUGGCCCUCUGGGGACUCUCCUUUAUCUUGGACUCUGUGGAGAUCGUCUUCAGCAUCCGCUGCUUUCUUAUCACUCUUACGAUCCUGAACUUGAAGCUUUGUGGCAGGAGGAGGCGCAAGAAAAAGGUCUCGCUGCAGUUCGUCACCACCGAGAGCCGAGACUCCUGUGAGGGACGGGAUCUGCUGAGGAUGGAGCACAUUGACAUCGUGCAGCUUUAGAGGCCAAACCUUUUCGCUCCGGUGACCCCUGCAGGCAAAGACUCUUCUGUGGUGCCUUUCUGACCGUCCCCCGUCCUUUUCACAGUCCAGCCUGGCUGGCAGCUGGGAGGGCUGAUGCCUGCCGCAGGAGACGGCAGAGGCCUGAUUUCUCCUUCUUCCAAGCUCUGAACGGUCUUGUGCCUUGUAAAUUCCUCCUGAGCAUCCUUCUCCUCUGGAUCAACAGGGAGGGCCAGACCCUGAUGUUUCAAGCUUUGAUUUCUCAAAAGGGGCUGCGAGCAAUUCCUCAGAAGCAAACCUCCUUUGUUCUGGUGCACACCUGCGCACCCCCAUGCACGGUCCCCUCCGCUUGCUGCUCCACAGAUUCUCCUAGGACGGGUGGACCAACAGUUGCGGCUUUGACUGGAGCGACUGGAUGGAGCCGUGUUCUUCUCCCCAGUGCAGGGCCAGUGAUGCCCCAGGGCACCUCUCAGAGAGCAAAGUCACCCCAGAGUGACAGGAGCUUGAGGGCCGGGGAAGAGGCUCUGGCAGGAUCCCACAGAGAAGGGGGGCACAAGGGAUAAGGGGGGCUUUCUUUGACAUACGGCUUUUGGGAAGCUUCUAUUCCACUAUCACAGCUUAAGCAGGGAGUGAAAGGACCUUUAGAGGGUUGGUUUGUUGACAAAACUGCAAAUUUACACUUGCUUUCCCUAUACCUGUAAAUAUUUAAAUCUACUUAAAUAAUGAGCUGAGAGGCAACUGAUCCAUCAAUUAGCUGCAAAAGGGGUAGAUUUGGGGAGAACUGGUGUGGUGCCCUGGUGAAGGCAAGGGACUCGGAGCACCGAAGUUCCAGUCCACUUUCCAAUCUGGUUUCAGCCCCAGAAGCUCCCUGGGGGACCUUGGUCCAGUUGCACACUCCCAACCCAUCCUACCUCAGAGGGUUGUUGUGGGGAGAACCAGGAGAUGCAGUAUGCUGUGUGCUGCCUUAAACUACUGGACUAAAGAUGGGAUGAAAACCUGACAAAUAAAUUAAUUAAAAGAA
Messenger RNA from Candoia aspera, 1790 nucleotides. RefSeq names its product transmembrane protein 54 (gene TMEM54). Lineage: Eukaryota; Metazoa; Chordata; Lepidosauria; Squamata; Candoiidae. The record is from RefSeq and is a predicted model, not a curated record. Bases 89 to 772 code for a protein of 227 amino acids. The transcript has 6 exons.